UCACCUUCCAAAUUCCCACGCUUUUAUUUACUUCUCCUGCCCUUCUCCCCGUCGUCUCUAUUCAAAUUUAGGAUCCAAAUAAAGCAACCCACCCAACUCCGAUAAGACUUUAAAGAACGCCGCACCAAUCACUCAUUCACUGCCACCGCUACUACCCCAACCCAAGCUAUCAAACCAACGCAGGAACAUACACAAAGACCGAGGGAGGGAGAGAGAGACAGAGAGAGAAUGGUCGCCGGCAAGGUGAAGGCCGCCAUGGGGUUCCAGCGUAGCCCUGCUGCGGCGCCCAAGGCUGAGAGCGCUCGCUGGACCUCCUCCGCCUCCGUUCCCCACAAGUCGUCUCCGGGCUCCGCCGGCCAGCGAGCGCCGCCCACUCCGCUUCCAUCCUCCAACCCCAAGACCGCCGCCGCAUUCGCCCGCUCCUUUGGGGUUUACUUCCCGCGGGCCUCCGCGCAGGUGCAGCCCCGCCCGCCCGACGUCGCCGAGUUGCUCCGCGUCGUGGAGGAGCUUCAGGAGACGGAGUCCAGGCUCCGCGCCCAGCUCAUGGAGCAGAAGAUCCUCCGCGAAACCGUCGCCGUCGUUCCGUCCCUCGAAAAGGAGAUCGCACAGAAGGACGAUGAGCUCGCUCGGGCCGGCGAACUGAUACGGCGCCUGGAGGUUGAGAAGCGCGCGCUUCGCGACGAGGUCGAGGGUUUGAGCUCCAUGAUACGGAGCGGCGAAGAGGAGGGCCGACGGAGGGAGAAGAUGAUUGCAGACUUAGAGGCAACGUUGGAGGAGCUGAGGAAGAAGACGGUUUUAGAACACGGCAUUCGCGAGUCACGGCCUGUGGUAGAAGGGGAGGAGGACGGGUGCUCCUCGGCCCAGCGGCUCCAAGGGCUCAUCGACGCCUCGGUGAGGUCGAAUCUACUCAAAAACCUUCGAAAGGGCCCAAAAUCCGCCGACAUUGCCGGUCACGAUCAAGGCGCCCAAAAGUCUGCGAGCGGAGAUGAAACGAAAGCCGAAGAGGUGCAUCAAGAACAACGAUGCUGUGAGAAAGAAGAGGUCUCCAACCUCCGACUUCCAAGAGUUCCGAAACCGCCCCCCACGCGCACCAUCACCUGCAACUCCUCCAUUUCAUCACCGGCGCUGUCUUCGUGUUCUUCCUCCGAAACUACACAAAUUAUUUCGACGAGCAAAGCCCCCAAAUUGGCGGCACUGCCGCCAAUUCCACCCCCGACUCCACCGGCGGGGCCUAGUCCUCAUACCGGAGUGAGACCGCCUCCCCCUCCGCCACCACCGCCGAAGAGGGGGUCCAGGUCGGCCGCGGCAAGCGUGAGGCGAGUGCCGGAGGUGGUGGAAUUCUACCACUCCCUGAUGCGGCGAGAUUCCAAGAAGGAGUCCAGCGGUGGAGGCCAAGAAGUAGUCUCCAUUGUUGCCGCCUCCAAUCCACGCGACAUGAUCGGCGAGAUCGAGAACCGCUCUUCCCACCUCCUCGCCAUAAAGACGGAUGUGGAAACGCAGGGCGACUUCAUCAAGCUGUUAAUUAAGGAAGUAGAGCACGCGGUGUUCGCCAACAUUGAAGACGUCGUCGCCUUCGUCAAAUGGCUCGACGACGAGCUCUCUUUCUUGGUGGAUGAGAGAGCAGUGCUGAAGCACUUCAACUGGCCGGAGCAUAAGGUGGAUGCCAUGCGCGAGGCUGCGUUCGGCUACUGCGACCUCAAGAAGUUGGAGUCGGAAGCGUCGUCUUUCCAAGACGAUCCUCGCCAGCUCUGCGCUCCCUCCUCUCUCAAGAAAAUGAAGGCGCUGCUAGAGAAGCUGGAGCAAGGCGUAUACAACCUAUCACGUCUCCAAGAGAAUGCGACGCAUCGGUACAAGCGAUUCGGCGUUCCUUGCGAGUGGAUGCAGGAGAACGGAUGCGUUAGCCAGAUAAAGCUAGCUUCGGUGAAGUUAGCAAUGAAAUACAUGAAGAGGGUCUCCACUGAGCUGCAGGUUAUUGCUGGCAGCCUCGAAGAAGAAGAGCUCAUGCUGCAAGGUGUUAGAUUUGCUUUCAGAGUACACCAGUUUGCAGGAGGCUUUGACGCUGAAACAAUGAGAGCCUUCCAAGAGCUCAAGGACAAAGCUCGGGUUCUACUUUUGCAGAGCCAAAGCCAGAACCAGCAGAAGCUUUACGCAGGCUUACAAAUUGGCAAGUUCGCAGCCAAGCAACCAAUUCUGUAAAGUUGGCUAUAGUCACUUGAUUGACAAACAAUCCAGGGGCGAAGGUUCAAUUAAUUCAAACAAAGUGAUACUCCAUGCAUUCAAUUUUAUCCACUUUCUCGCAUGUGACAUGCAGUUUCUUCGUUUAAUCUAAAUUCUUCUCCAAACUUUUCAAUUA
This is a messenger RNA of Zingiber officinale, 2353 nucleotides long. RefSeq names its product protein CHUP1, chloroplastic-like. The record is from RefSeq and is a predicted model, not a curated record. Bases 229 to 2196 code for a protein of 655 amino acids. Lineage: Eukaryota; Viridiplantae; Streptophyta; Magnoliopsida; Zingiberales; Zingiberaceae. Gene Ontology annotation, biological process: chloroplast organization. Gene Ontology annotation, cellular component: chloroplast outer membrane. The transcript has 6 exons.